UCCCACAUUUCAAAAUCCACCAUGCUGUACAAGCCUUUAGUCCCAGGCUUUAUAUCUGAAAUUCUCAUAACAAAAUUUUGUCCGUAUCCAUGUCGUUUUACAAACCCCAUGCCAUCUUCCUUUCACCAGUAUUGCGACAUCCAUGUGCCCGAGAUUCAGAAGUUGUUGGAGGAGGCCAUUCUAACAGGCGCCAAUAAGGUGUGCUCGGAGAAGUACGGUUGGCUGCCGGCAGGAGUUGUGUCAAGUGCCGCGACAUCAUCUCGCACCUCAUCGAGAAAACCAUCGCAGAAGAACUGCUCAAGGCCAGGGCUUGGACGAGGAGGAGCUGAGGUCAAACUCCGACACCGAUUCCCCAACGGAAGGCAAUUCAACAGAAGAGGAGACAGGAUAGCGUCAGCGUUUCUCCUCUUCCUUAUAUUUUUAUAUUUGAUGUAGAAAUUAAACUAUAUUUGAUUUAUGUGUAUUUUUAUUAUUAUUUUAACCCUGAAUUAGAGGAACGUCCACACAUGCUGGCUUGAUUAGAAUUAAACUAUAUUUGAUUAAUAUGUGCUUUUAUCAUUAUAACCCUGAAUGUUUUUUAGAGGAACGUCCACACACGCAGGCCUGAUUCGCUACUGUUUAUGAAGUGAAAUCAGAGUUGGGCUAAAUAACCAGUAGUUUGCAUGCCUUUGACAUUACAAUUUGGAAAUAGUUGACAAUCAGGAUUUCUUGUCUAUAGAUGCCUCUAGAUAGUAGGUGCUGUCAGCUGUUGUUGUUUUCCUCGUCUUUAUCAUCAUUUCUGGUGGUGAUUUAACAGUAUUAUGACUUAAUUCUCUUUAUUAUAAUUAUUAUUCAAUGUAUUUUCCUCUCAUUAUUAUCAGUUACUCUUAGUUUCAUGACUAUUAUUGAUAAUAGUUUUGCUAAUUUUAAUGAUACCUUGCUACCACAAUCACGGUCAUAACUUAUUCUUUCCAUAAAAUAAUCAGCAUAAGGAAGGUAAAUCAAAACAACCAGUUUUAGCUAAGUAAACACUUUAUGAUUUGCGUAACACUUUUGCGGUGCACACAAAUUACACAAAAUAUACUCAUCACUACACCAUAUGUAAAACCUUUUCUCAUUAGAAAAAACACGUAACACAUAACCCUACAGUGUGGCACCUCAAAACGAGAAACCAGAAUGAAUUAGUCCAAAAAAUGAUGGAAAAGUUAACAAAUAAAUAUCACAUCUGUUGAAAAUAAAAUAAAUCCUCCAUACAAUCAUACAGAUUUGCUUUAAACUUUCAUUUCCUUACUCUAAAUCCUAACGGCUUAUCUUAUUAUGUUUAUAUAUAUAUAUAUAUAAGAAAAUGUUUAUUUUCAGUUGAGAGUAGUAUAUAUUUUUUUUGUUUUGUUUUUUAUUGUUUUGUCUGCAAGACCAUUUCUGCAGAUUUGUUUUUCAAACGAUAAAAACGUUAUUACAAGAAGGCACUUAUAAUUCUGGAAUGUGAUAUUUGAAAUUUAAGAACACAUCUUUCCAUGCCAGUGUUGAGACUCAAUGAAAUUCAAUGUAUAAAAUGAUUGAAAUUCCUUCACAAAGAUGAACUUUAGAACACAGCAAUAACAAUCUCUCAAUCAAUUUUUGAAAAAGCUAAUUUUGCUGCUUUCACCACUAAAUACAGUUUAUUGCAAACUCUUUCCAUAUAACAUACCAGCCAAGCUAAUACUAAUGUUAAACACCACACCCUGAACUCAGCAGAAAAGAUAUAAUUAUAGCUAGUUAUAAACUCUAUAAUAAGGAAGGGGGAAGGGAAAGAAAAGCAAAAUUCUUAACCUAAUAUAUUCUAAAUAAUUCAUAAAAGUUCUAUAUAUAAGUUUUGAUUUGUGGUAAUAAAAAUAAAUAAAUAUGCUAAUUAUGCCAACGUUAUCUGAUCCUUCGUCGUAAAAGACAUUUAGCUGUAAUUUUCUUGUUAUGCUUGAACUCUUGUGGUUUAAAGAAUUUCAAGAAUAUUGAUAUACUCUUAAUUAUCGAAAGAUCUGAUAAAAAAAAAA
Messenger RNA from Penaeus vannamei (Pacific white shrimp), 2006 nucleotides. The record is from RefSeq and is a predicted model, not a curated record. NCBI's taxonomy places the organism in Eukaryota, Metazoa, Arthropoda, Malacostraca, Decapoda, Penaeidae.